Molecule: messenger RNA, 570 nt
Organism: Bipolaris victoriae FI3
Lineage: Eukaryota; Fungi; Ascomycota; Dothideomycetes; Pleosporales; Pleosporaceae
Exons: 1
Coding region: 1-570 (189 amino acids)
Source: RefSeq, a predicted model, not a curated record
AUGACCACACCAACCCCCCAAACCUGGACCCUCCGUUUAAAAUCCCAUAAAACAACCGUCCUCCUACACAUCGACCCCCUCCACACCUUCGACACCAUAAAAUCCGCCCUAUACGACGCACUGCAGCAAACCGAACUCCGCCACUCAGAAACCGGCGCCGCAAUUCCUCUCCCACCCUCACCCUCAGACAUCCAGCUGGGCCGCCCACUCAACAUCAACGACGCGCAGGAGGGGUUUAAGCUUGGGGAGUGGGAAUACAGUGCGAUUGAUGAGGGAGAGGAGGUAGAAGGGAAGGGCAAGGGGAAAGCGAAAGCGGUAGCGACGGGGGGGAAGGGGGCGGCGAGUGCGAAACAGUGUCCGAAGGGGGCGGGGUUGAAGGAUGGGGCUGUAUUGGCGUUUCGGUGGGUGGGGGAUGGGAGUUGGGAGGGUGAGCAAGAGGAGGAUGAGGAUGAAGAGGGUGGGGGGAGAAGGGAGGGGGAUAUGUGGGGGGUUAAGCUUGCGAGUUUUGAGGAUGCGUAUGGGGUUGAGAAUGAAGGGGAUGUUGGGGGUGGGAAGGAGUUUGAGGGGUGA